UGUAUGUUUUUUGUGAACGUUUAUCGUGAGUAAUUUAGUAAAUUCACCGGAAGUGUUCGGUGGGAAUGCUAGUUCUGAACAUCACAUGCUAAUGUAAAGAAACACCGCCUACUGGAGAGCCAUUGUUGGCCCAGUUUAUUCCUCUGGCUAGUGAUGGGGAAACAGUAUCCUGAAGCAUUGAGGCUUUCCAGACAAUUAUGCCAAAUAGGUUAAUCACUCGAGGUUUUAAUCAACAGUGUACACUCGUGGCAAAUUAUUAUCUUUGCCUGAAACCAGUACCAAACCAAUCGGGUGGUUGUUCAACCAAACAAAGCUUCGGAUAAAGUGAUGCAUCGAAGUAAACUGCUUAGCCAUUUCGACGCAUGCCUCGGAGCUCCGGUAUCAAACGUAACAUCACUAUCUCUCUGGCUGCGAUUAGACAGGCAGCCCUAAUCUGAUGUUUCUUUUCACUAAUUGGUCUUUUAACCAAUCAGAUCAGCCCUGAAAAAGAUCUGAUGUGAUUGGUCAAAAACCCAUUAGUGGAAAAAAUAUCAGAAUUAGGCUACCUGUUUGAACGCAGAUUCCUGUAUGUGUUUUUUUCACCUACUAUGCAGGCCUUUUUGAUUGAUUUCAUGUGUACCAUGUUUAUCUAACUUGCUAAAGCUUUACAGAUUGUGUGGUGAAAUUGCACCUAUACUUCAAGCAAUCGAACAGCAUUCAAAUGAACUGCUGUGAAGUCCUGCUGUGAUACUUACUGACUCGCUAUGCUUCAAUUCACUUAGUUUUAGCAGGAUGCCAAAGACAUCUCCUGAUGGUUGGUGGUCCAACAUACGGAAGUGUCUCUCAGACUGCACCCAGACAUCUCCCUGUUAGGAUCUAUGCUGCCACAACGAAGUAAGUCAUCACAAACCCACACACACCCUCAUCGAAUGCUUUCCAAAUUCUCCUUUCGCAUCAUAGACUGAUUGAACAUAAAACAUUUUUUGAUGAUGAUUUACAUAUAUAUUUUUCACCAAUUUUCCACCAAUUCGGUGCCUUUUGAGAAGUGUAACUUCUUAACACGUUUUCCCAUCUCAAAAUGACUAAUAACUGCCAAAUAAAGUAACAGGGUUGACUGUUGAGUGCAAGCCUCACAAAAAGUUUUCACCGUAUUAAAGAGGUAAGUUGACGUAACAGGGUUGACCUUAACGUGAGGGAACCUGAACAUGAGGGACAGACGUAAAUGAAUCACUGAUCACAUGAAUUAAAUAAUAAUCAUUAAUUACUUUUGAAAAGCAGAAAAAUAGGGCUUUACAAUGAUUGUGAAAACCCCAAAAAUGUCUCCAGGUUAAGUGUGAUUAAAAUCGUUCUAGGAGUCAGAGGAACAUGUAAAAAUGCUGAAUUUAGGCACUUUAGCAAGUCUUAAUUCUUAAAAAAAAAUAUAUAUAUUUAUUGAAUUAUCCAUGUGGUCUUUAUUGAAGGGCUUUUACAUUCAACCCCUGUGCUACACCUUUAUGUAUCUGGACUUAACCCCAUCAAUCACCGUGGCCUGAGUUCUGUCACUAAGAUAACCAUGAGCAGGUGUCAGAGCUCAGACCUAUAGAGGACAACUUAUUCAAUUAAAUAGCUUGAUCAACCAUAUGAAAAGCUUUUGACAGGUCCACAAACAAAGCAGCACAUUGUCGUGUCUAAAGAAUUGACAAGAUCAUGAACAACUAAAGUGGUUGCUAUUAUAGUGCUAUUCCCAGGCCUAAACUCUGAUUGGAUCCCCAGGCCUAAACUCUGAUUGGAUCCCCAGGCCUAAACCCUGAUUGGAUGCCCAGGCCUAAACUCUGAUUGGAUGCCCAGGCCUAAACUCUGAUUGGAUGCCCAGGCCUAAACUCUGAUUGGAUGCCCAGGCCAAAACCCUGAUUGGAUGCUCAGGCCUAGACCCUGAUUGGAUGCCCAGGCCUAAACCCUGAUUGGAUCCCAGGCCUAAAACCUGAUUGGAUCCCAGGCCUAAACCCUGAUUGGUUUACAUUCUAAAUACAUUUUUCUGAUUUUUAAUUAAAAAAAAGAGCAAACUUGUACAUUUAAUAAGGAUUCAAGAAUCUGAGCUCGACAAGGAGGCCUUGAAAUGGUGUGAUAAUGAUGAAGAUCUCUACUGUCCCCAUCCUUAUGGAGCGGCAGCACAACAGCUGAUUUCCAUACUUUUGUUAUUUCAAAGAGAGAACCCGCUGAAAUAAAAUGGUGAUUAAAUGCAUCAAUGAUGGCAUUUUUUUUUGUAAUGAGGCCAGGGUCUGAAUUAAUUUCUUGUGGCAGAGAGGAGGAAGUUUCCUGAAUUUUAGCCGUGUUCCAAUUACACAAUGAUUCCUCAGUUGUUUAAAAGCUUGCCAGUCGGGGCCUAAGCAUGUGUUCCUGGCCUUGACCCAAGCAUCCAUCUCUUUUUAUGAAUGACUUCUGAUAAUUCCAGAGUGCACCAAUGCAUUCAAUCUGUCUUUAACCCUUAGUUUUUUAAAGGCAGCAUGAUUAUCCACAAUUGUAUUGGAUAAGACCUCUUCACAGUGGCUCAAAGCUAAAUCACGUUCAGGGAUAGCUGAAAUACCAUCAAGGUCACUAAAAUAAUAAAUCAUGAACUUCAAAUUCCAAAAACGGAUUUAGUAAUCGCAGAUGGUGAUGAAAUACAUAAUGAAUUGAGUCCAGUCAUCUUGGUAAAACAUGAACAGGAAGGAAACAAUCUAGUAGUUGAUUAAAGAAGACAUUAGUUGCAUCUGAAAUGGCACCCUAUUUCCUCAGAGCCUGGUUCCUCUCUAGAUUUCUUCCUAGGUUCCUGCCUUUCUAAGGAGUUUUUCCAAGCCACCGUGCUUCUGCAUUGCUUGCUGUUUUAGGGUUUUACGCUGGGUUUCUGUAUUGCACUUUGUGACGUCAGCUGAUGUAAAAAGGGCUUUAUAUUGAAAUGUUAUUAACAUGCACUGCGUUUGACCAGAGCCCAAAAGGUGCACAUCGUGCACAAUGGGGGUAGCGGUUCCAUUUGGGAUGCACACAUUUUGUUGUCAUGUUGUCCUAGGAUGGUAAACGUUGUUGAGUAAAAUCCAGAUUCCUUCAUCUGCUUGCCACAUAUUGUUUUUUAUGUAGGCUUUGAUGUCGCAGGCAGCACAGCAAUAUAUUUACAUGCAUGUUUUGAAUCUUUUCCAGAAAAAAGUGGAUCUCUUUGUCAGCACAGUUUAUUUACCAUACUUGUUCAAGACAGAUGUCAACAAAGUUUCAGUUUUUACAGAGAAUCCUGAUCAAGCCAAAGUAGCCCUGGAGAACGGAGCAGCGUUUGUGGGAGGAGCCGACCUUGUGCAGAGAAUCUUGGAUGAUGAAGUGGAUGUGGACUUCUACAUAGUAGUACUAGACAUCAUCUCCAAAUUACUGCCUCUGAAGAACAAACUACGCUUGAAGUUCCCCAAGAACAAGAGAGGAUCGGUUGGAGUCCACAUUCCCAAGAUGCUGGAGUUGUUCCAGACUGGCCAUGAGUAUAUAGUGGAGAAGGAACGCUGUCCUCACUAGAGUAGGAACGGUAAGUCUGAAGGAACGCUGUCCUCACUAGAGUAGGAACGGUAAGUCUGAAGGAACGUUGUCAUCACUAGGGUAGGAACGGUAAGUCUGAAGGAACGCUGUCAUCACUAGGAUAGGAACGGUAAGUCUGUAGGAACGCUGUCUUCACUAGGGUAGGAAUGGUAAGUCUGUAGGAACGCUGUCCUCACUAGAGUAGGAAUGGUAAGUCUAGGAAUGCUGUCAUCACUAGGGUAGGAAUGGUAAGUCUGAAGGAACGCUGUCAUCACUAGGGUAGGAAUGGUAAGUCUGUAGGAACGCUGUCCUCACUAGGAUAGGAUCGGUAAGUCUGUAGGAAUGCUGUCAUCACUAGGGUAGGAAUGGUAAGUCUGAAGGAAUGCUGUCAUCACUAGAGUAGGAAUGGUAAGUCUGAAGGAACACUGUCCUCACUAGGGUAGGAACGGUAAGUCUGAAGGAACGCUGUCAUCACUAGGGUAGGAAUGGUAAGUCUGAAGGAACGCUGUCAUCACUAGGGUAGGAACGGUAAGUCUGAAGGAACGCUGUCCUCACUAGGGUAGGAACGGUAAGUCUGUAGGAACGCCGUCAUCACUAGGGUAGGAACGGUAAGUAUAAAGGCAUUACGGAAUGACCUACAGUAUAAUCACCACAACGUUAAAGCAUACGUGUAAUCCUCACUAAUGUCUGUCAGAUUAUCCAAGUACUAUCCAGCGCAUCAUUGUUAGUAACAUGACAUGUACCUAUACUAGAGUAACUACGGUGUAAUUAUUAAUGAACUAGUAGUAGCCAUAGAACAUAGUUGUAGGAGCCAUUUUGGCCUGUUUACUUGUUUUGGACACUAGAGGGCACUAUGUUGGGGUCAUGGGUCACUGUUCACGUGUGUGUGGGGGGGGGCAGCACAGGUGACUAGGAACAGUUAGCACAGGUGAGAGGAGGGGACAUACAGUUGUUACAGCUUAUAGAAUGCAUCUCUCUGCACCUUUUUCUAUAGGAAUAUGUGUUUUGGAGCUAUUUUAUAUGUGCAAUAAAUGGGAACUUCACUCAAAAAGAAUAAUGUUUGGAAAGCUGAUUUAUUGUGGACGUGUUAUGGAAAGAUCUCUCCUGUGCCAAUGGCAGUUCAUUAGGGAAUCGCCAAUACAAUAGUCGUGCAUAAUUUACCAUUUUUAUGCCAGCAGUUAUGGAGUUGGAGAAACUCUACGUAAGCAGAGCCAACCUGUUUUUAGAUGAUUUCUGGUAUAAAUCAAUCACAGCACGUUUCAGGACUAAUUCAGUAGUUUUUACCUGAUUUAAGUAGAAUACUAUUGGCAAUUUAAUGUUGUAAGUUCUAUUUUAUAUUCAUAAAACAUGAUUUGAAAAUGAUCCUGUCGCUGCUUCCUGUUGACAACAACUUUUGAUAAAUAGACAAAUGUCAAAACACCAUUUUGAAGUGUCCAAAUCAAUAAUAAAUAUGCAGAAACAGUUUGAUAUAUUGAGAAAAAUAAACUGGAAAUAUUGUUCACAUCACUGGUCAGAGGACAACCUGCUGAAGUCAGUCAGUUACAUUUUGGAGUGAUGUAUUUUGAUUUGGGGGUCGCCAAAAUGGAAAGAGAAACGCAACACUUGUUUGUCCAU
Salmo salar (Atlantic salmon) is the source of this 5103-nucleotide messenger RNA. Its product is annotated as large ribosomal subunit protein uL1m-like. The record is from RefSeq and is a predicted model, not a curated record. NCBI's taxonomy places the organism in Eukaryota, Metazoa, Chordata, Actinopteri, Salmoniformes, Salmonidae.